Messenger RNA from Puma concolor (puma), 1014 nucleotides. RefSeq names its product cytochrome c oxidase assembly factor COX18 (gene COX18). NCBI's taxonomy places the organism in Eukaryota, Metazoa, Chordata, Mammalia, Carnivora, Felidae. Gene Ontology annotation, cellular component: mitochondrial inner membrane. Gene Ontology annotation, biological process: protein insertion into mitochondrial inner membrane from matrix; mitochondrial respiratory chain complex IV assembly. Gene Ontology annotation, molecular function: membrane insertase activity. The record is from RefSeq and is a predicted model, not a curated record.
AUGCUGUGCCGGCUUGGCGGUAGGUGGCUGCGGCCGCUGCCUGCACUGCAGUUAGGAGUCCGGGUCCCGCCUCUUGCGCCAACCUCGACGGGCGGCAUUAAGCACUCUGCUCUGCCCGCUUGGGCGGUGGCGUCAGUCUCUGCAGUGGGCUCCGGCGGCCCUGGCAGCUGGUACGAGGCCCUGGCCACGUCGGCGCCGGUGCAGGGCGCGGAGGAGGUGCUACUCGGCGUGCACACCGCCACGGGCCUGCCUUGGUGGGCCUGCAUCGGCCUCACCACCGUGGCUCUGCGCGGCGCCGUCACUCUACCCCUGGCCGCCUAUCAGCACUACAUCCUGGCCAAGGUGGAAAAUUUGCAGCCAGAAAUAAAAAACAUUGCAAGGCAUCUUAACCAAGAAAUUGCAAUUCGUGCAAAUCAGUUGAAAUGGUCCAAAAGAGCUGCAAGACUCACUUAUCUAAAGAAUAUGCGGAGGCUUGUUUCAGAGCUGUAUGUUCGGGACAACUGCCACCCUUUCAAAGCCACUGUGUUGGUCUGGAUUCAGUUUCCAAUGUGGAUCUUCAUGUCCAUUGCCCUCCGGAAUUUUAGCACAGGAGCAACACAUUCAGAAGCAGGUUUUUCUGUUCAGGAACAGUUGGCUAAUGAUGGGAUCCUGUGGUUUCGUGACCUCACUGCACUAGAUUCCACUUGGAUUCUGCCUAUCUCUGUUGGUGUCAUCAAUUUACUAAUAGUGGAGAUUUUUGCUCUGCAAAAAACUGGAAUGUCUCGUUUUCAGACGUAUAUUACAUACUUCGUUCGUGCAGUAUCAGUGUUGAUGAUUCCAGUUGCUGCGACAGUACCUUCAUCCAUUGUCCUCUACUGGUUGUGCUCCAGCUUCAUGGGCCUUUCACAGAACUUGCUGCUGCGUUCUCCUAGGUUUCGCCGACUUUGCCGAAUACCAUUGACCAAGUCAGAUUCAGACACUCCUUAUAAGGACCUCUUUGCUGCCUUUUACGCCAAGUUCAUUUCAAGAACAUGA